AUGGGUAGAAAUUAUCCUGCUUUUCUUCAAUUUCAUCAUUUGAAUAACUGUUUCGGUUAUGUUAAAAAUGAAAUCCUAUUCGAUUCAACCGUGAAGAUUAAUUAUAACCCAGCUAGUUUGGGAGACUUACUUGGAACGUUUAUAGUAAGAUCAUGUAGCGAUCCUCAUGUUACUCUUGUUGUUCAACUAUACGGACGACAACCUUUCUCCCAUCUCUUCUUGAAUGCCGUGCUAGCGACCAAUGCAGGCUUCCAAGAGACUCAAGAAGUGAUCGUUGAAGUUGUGGAACCGACAAACUGCCAAGGUGUUGAGAUCGUUCCUAUGUCCGCUCAAGACUAUGAAAUUAUGGAUAAAUCAAGUUCUGCUGUAGAAUCUCUUUUUCUCGAUCAAUUAACCGUCGUUAAGAAGGACAUGGUUUUUCCACUUUGGUUAUCACCUUCAAUGCAUGUUCUAUUCAAGAUUGUCAAUAUUGUUCCGCCAACUGAUUCCCCUGUAUACUUGGUUCCUAGUUCAGAAUUAUACGUUUUACCCUAUUUAACACCUGCCAAAGGCUUGCCAUACUCACAGAGUUCUCUAUCACAGGUUGACACAGUUUUUCAUGGUGUUACCACAGACUUUUCGGAGACCAGAUUCCAUUCCUCAGAAUAUAUAAAUAAUCUCAUUAUCCGAUGUUUGCCAAGAUUGUUGUUUGAAAAAUGUAAAAUCUUCAAUCAAUCUUCACAUCCAUCUUUAAUUUAUACGCUCAAUAAAGAUGAGCAAUACUCUUCCUUUAAUAUUGUUUCGACGUACCGAAAUGAUGAACCGAAUGCAGCUCCGGUGUAUGCCGUCCUGAUACAAGUUCCCAUUAACAAUGUGUCCAAUGACGAUAUGCACAAAGCUGUCAUCUCUCUGUUAAAACAUCGGCCGAAUCAUUUCAUUUCGACAAAUCCGUUGUACUCGUGUUAUACUCAAAUACUCUGCCAAAGUGUCAAUCCUAAGAAUAUUUGGAAUCUUAAACGUUGUCAAGUUUCGAUAAUGAAGAAGGAAAGCGAAGAUUCUCCUUCGUUGGAUAAUAAGAAACUUAUUGAGCGAUCUCUGCAGAGUUUGAGUGCAUUCUAUCCUAUUAUUAUGGGAUGUGAUGGUAUCAAGUUCAUCCUUCCUAACUUAGACCAAGAAAUAAAAGUGUUCUUGGAGCCUAGUGUGACAGACAUUUCCAGCGGAGAUCUUAAUAAGAGAUUUGUCUGUUAUGCUGCUCGUAACAACACAAUUUUCGUAUUUGAUGAAGACGAGAACCAAGCCGAUUCUGAUAUCAUAGAGACUCCAUUACCUAAUCAUGGACUCGCCAAAUUACCACCCAUUCUUAAUUUGGAUUGUCAGUCGCCGAUUGUCCAUGAAAUCAUGAACUUCGUCAAUUUCUUCUCCAGCUUAAGUACCAAAAAACAUGUUGGACAUAUCUUACUGCUAGGAAAAGAAGGAUGCGGGAAAACUUAUAUUGUUAGCCGGGUUGCACGCAAAUUAGCUAAAUCUUCUCAAUGUGUGUUUUCCCACUAUAUCGACUGUUGUGCUUGGAAAGGAAAGCAAAGCGAUACCAUUGAGAAGAGCUUGAUAUCUGAAAUGAAGAGGCUGGAAAAAAUGCAACCUGCUCUUCUUGUGUUGGAUAACCUUGAUUUCUUUCAAGUCACUGGGGAAGAUGAGCACAGACAGUUGGCUGUCGAGAGACUCUUCAACAUGUUGCACAGAGUACUACUGGAAUCAACAAUUCCUGUUCUGACCACCGCAAGAAAGUUAUCUUCCCUGCACAAGUCUCUUAGUAAUCAAGGAAGCAAACGAGCAUUCGCAAAUGUCAUCGAAAUACCGACACUGAAUCAAGUUAGUUGA
Auanema sp. JU1783 is the source of this 1857-nucleotide messenger RNA. NCBI's taxonomy places the organism in Eukaryota, Metazoa, Nematoda, Chromadorea, Rhabditida, Rhabditidae. The record is from the annotation of a GenBank genome assembly.